Ceratitis capitata (Mediterranean fruit fly) is the source of this 5134-nucleotide messenger RNA. It is a transcript of the gene dpr15, whose product is annotated as probable serine/threonine-protein kinase nek3. Lineage: Eukaryota; Metazoa; Arthropoda; Insecta; Diptera; Tephritidae. Bases 122 to 3088 code for a protein of 988 amino acids. Gene Ontology annotation, biological process: synapse organization. The record is from RefSeq and is a predicted model, not a curated record. Gene Ontology annotation, cellular component: neuron projection membrane. The transcript has 6 exons.
GUACACGUAUGUAGGUGUGGGCAUUUGUUGUACAUACGAGUGUAUGGAAGUUUCAACGAAUUCAUUGAAUGCCGAAUUUGGUGGCAGAAAAAAUUAAUUGCUCAUACCAACGAGAUAUUUAAUGGAUUUGAAAAGCAUGAACUCCAUCAUUUGGUUGAUUUUGUUUGGUGUUUUGGCAAUUGUUCCUGGUUCGACAUUAAAUGCUACCAAAAGGACGACAGUGACGGCAACGAAAGCCGAGGUGGAGGCGAGUGCGAGCCCAAUACCAACAAUAAUUACACCAGAAGCCAAGACUGACGCCUUGAUAAGGAAUUCAAUGGUUGAAAAAAAUUCCAUGACACUCACCCCACAGGAAGUCACGAUGGACUUCAAAACUCAUUCAAUUAGUCCGCCACUAGCGGGGAAAGAGAGUGUAGAGGCUGAUGCUAGAGCUAAGUCAUCAAUAACAUCGUCAACAAAAGACCAACGAAUGAAAGACGAACUCUACGCAAAAACCGUGCAGGGAGAGUUGGCUAAGACGUUUUGGACGGCGAUGGACACAGAUGACUACGUGUUUGGUGCUGACUUUUCUACUGUAGCAAUAACAAAAACAACUGAAAGGACAAAGCAGAGUGAUAUUCCAGAAGCCAAAGUGACAAGAACAGCAGCAGCCAAAGCAUUCAGUGGAGGUUCAUCGCAAUCACUAACAAAAGUUGAUGUGACAACAAAGCAAAUAAAAGCGUCCUUAAAUCGUACUGAGGCGUUAGCUGCUCAGAGGGUUGGUUGGAAAGUUGCAAGUGAGAAGGACAAACGACGAAUUGAUUCAAUGGUCACCAAGUCAACAGCAGCAGUGACACCGAAAGCUAUAAUGAAUUCGAAUAAUACAACAACAACACCAGAAGAAACUGAAUCGACCUUGGUGUCAGCGAGUAGUGAGGAGACAACAACAGACGCGCUGCCAGUAGCAGCUGGCCAACCAAAGCCUGUUACAGCAUUGCUUCCGCUCACUACGCCGAGCGGCGAAUUCACGCAGCAAAAUUAUGAAAAUAUCGCCGAUGGCAAACGCGCCCACAGAGCACAAAUCUUCAGCAAUAACAAAUCCAAUUACAAUUAUGACUACAACCAAACACAAUUUGAAUACCAACAAGGUAAUAAUAACAACAACAGCAACGACAACAAUGCGGAUGUCGAAGAUGACGCCCAACAUAUUAGUAGCGGAUAUCAACAGCGACGGCAGCCAAAGCUGCCCUUGCGGCGGCCUAAAGUUGACAAAUAUAUCAGUGACAACAAAGCCAGCAAGGACGACAACAACUAUUCAUACACAUACAACAGCAACAACAAUUACUAUAAUAGCCAGCAAAAUGCCGUUAGCAGUAUGUUGGUUAUGCAGCAGCACGAAUUGCCGCCACGGAAAAUACGCCAACAGCACGCGCGUCAGGUGCAACAAGAACAACAACAACAUGCAAUAACACCACCGAUAUCAACAUCGACUGCGGCGACUAUCCUUACAGCUAUGGAAAGUAAUUUGAUUAGCAACGAUAUGCAGUCGAAACAGAAUGAGGAUAAUUUCAACAAAUCAGCAACAACAACAGCAAAGAAUAAAACAAUAAGUCCACAGCAAGCGUCCGGUAUAGACAACAUUCUGUUUACUCUUAAGCCAACAACUUCCUGGUCCGAGCAAAUAGAGGAUGCUGUGCAGAGCGUCGGUGAGCGUGAGGCUAUAAAUGUCACCACUACGACCGCUUCGCCAUUUCCCACAGUCUCAACAACAACACUGAAGUCAACCACUAGACGACCAACUCCAACAACCACGCCAAGGCCGACGCCUUCGAUCGACGACUAUCAAACGGUGAUCAGUCAGGCGGGCACACACGCCUAUCUGCCAUGCAAUGUGAAGCAGCUGGUAAAAAAGCCGAUUUCCUGGCUGCGGGUGCGCGAUGAGCACAUUUUGACAGUCGAUCAGACCACCUUCAUUGCUGAUCAGCGCUUCCAAGCGAUAUUUGCACCGAAUCCAGAACGAUGGUCACUUCAAAUCAAAUACGUUCAGCUAAAGGACGAGGGCACUUACGAAUGUCAGGUGUCCACUGAGCCGAAAUCAAGUGCCAUUGUCACACUACGAGUUGUGGAACCGAAAACGGAAUUGAUUGGAGAGCCAACACGGCACGUCAAGGCGGGCAGUCAAGUGAAGCUGCGUUGCAUAAUUAGCCAGGCGCUGGACCCGCCACUUUUUAUUAAUUGGUUCCACAAUCAGAAGCAGAUUUAUUUGCACAGCCGUAGAGGGUGGCGCACGGAAAUCGAACGCAUCGAGUUGCCGAUAACCGAUGCGCCAACAACUACUACAACAACAGUAGCGUUAAUAAAAACAACUACAUCUACAUACACAACGACGAUGACAAAUUUAUCAACAACAGCCGAAAGUGCGACUACAACAAAAGCUGAUACCGCCGCAGAUGGCGCUGCUCCUUCGCCAUCUCCUGUAACGCCAGCAACAAAGCCAACAACAACGACAACAACAGCAGCAAUAAAGGCCACACUCCUAGCGGAAAGGCAGGUUGACAGCUCGAGCGACAGAGAGAGUGGAGACUCAGAGUCGGCAUCAGCGAUGCCUACGGUCAGUUCGCUUCCGUAUGGACGAGCAGUGGGCGUCGCCGAUACCUAUGGUUUUGGCACUGGCAAUGCUACUUCAUCACUGCUGGCAGACGUGGCGGCGGCAGUGGUCACAAUGUCAACAGCGCUGCCCUCCAUAACAAAGGCGAUAUAUUGGCCGACAACAACAAUAACUAAAACAACAAUGAGUACAACAUUAGCUGCAGUGGAAGUGAGGCAAAUAACGACUGCAUCACUAAUAAUACCAUCGGUUGAAAAACAGGACUCUGGCAAUUACACUUGCAGCCCCUCCAACAGUGCACCUAAAACUGUUAUCAUUCACGUGCUCAACGGCGAGUAUUCUGCCUCGGCGAUAACUUCCGGUGUCCGUAGUAAUAUUGAGUUGCUCGAUAAAUUCAAAUGUGGUGGAGCACUAUUGUUACUGAGCCUUUGGCAACUUAAAUUUACGAUAAAUCCCAACAUAAUACGAAUUCUCUCAGCAGUGACGUUGAUAUGGAUUUGACUGCAAACUCACUCUGGCAGCAAUAGGAGAGCAUCAAGUCACAACACGAUUGUGAGUGAUAGCCAAACGAGCAUCGAAAAGUCAAGAGCAUUGUACGGGAGGCAGGUGCUUAACUGCAGAUGAAUUCAUCACUACUGACUUGCCGAUCAUUUAUUUAACAGACGCAGCAACUCCUGCUUGACAGCAUAGUCAUUGUGGAGCGCAAUAACAGUACUGGUAACGACGAGCGAAAUCAAGAGCGAUCAUAACUUAAACAUCGUAUUUAAUAUUAGAUUUUAAGAAGAAACUUACUAUUGAGAACAGAGCACAACUUAACUGUAUUAAUAGAUAUAAGUUAACCAAGUUGUUGUAAUGCGCAAUAUAUAAAGUUUAAGAUUUGGCUCUUUUCUGCUCCCAGCAUACAUUUGUGCAUUUUACUCCUAAGAUAAACAUAUUUACUAUAGCAAUAAAGUAUGAAAUAAGAAUGCAAAUUUAGUUACUGAUGAAAAUUAUUCAUAAAAAGCAAAAUAAUUUUAUUUUUUAUAUUUAAGCAAAGCUAAAAUUAGGUAAAUUUUCAGAAAACUAUUUUCUCUGUGCAUUAGUUGAUUUUGCUAAAUUUUGAGUAUUGAAAAAGGAACUCACCGUAAGUUCAAGUUCUUAUUUGGACUGCGCAAAUUCCUCAUCAUUAUAUAAUUGGCACUUUGUAAUCGUUUUUUCGUCCGAAAUACACUCGGAGGCAGUUAGAAUAUUUAACUAUAUUUUUUAUUUAACCGGGAUUUGAACUCUAGCCUACCGAAUGUCAGUGCCAACCACUCGGCUACCGCGGUCUCAUCAUUACUGUCCUUAUAUAUGGUGAAGAAGCUAAACAAUGUGGACAUUCAAUGAGUCGGGAUUGUGAGUCUUCGUGAGAAAAGUUUUGAGAGAAACUUUGAACCAAUGGCGAGUACCGCAGUCGAUAUAAUGAUGAGCUGUAUGAGAUGUAUUAUGACCGUUCCAAUAUUCACCGAAUCGAAAGACACCCGCUACGCUGACCAGGUAGUGUGGUCCGAAGAGUUUUCGAUGCAGUACCCACGCGUAGAAGCAGAGGAAGGGAAAAACCUCCACUCCAUUGGAAAAAUCAAAUGCAGAACGGCCUGACUACACUUAAUGUUUGCAAUGAGCGUCAAAGACCGAAUGGACAGAUGAAGCGGCGCACUGCCUUUAGGAGAUCGACCAAACUGAUCAUAAAAAGGAGGAACUUCUCGGUACACUUUCUUAACUGAGCAUAAAUCUUGUAGGGCGUUUCGUUAUUAGUUUGAACCAAAUUUAACAUUUUUAACAGUGAACUAAAGCUCGAAGCCAGCGGGAUCUGUCAAAAACAGUAUACUAAGGAGAGUUUCUCAAAAGACGGUCUCCCAAUGUGAUUUGAGUUUCCACUCUGUGGAUCAAAUGAAUUUUUGUCUUGCCGUCUCCUUUGCCUUUCGAUUGACUCUUACGUUUCCUUGAAAAUGGUUUUUUGUUUUUGGUGGGAUGAAAGAGCGGUAGAAGCUUCAGCAAAUUGUAUUUAUUAGCCUUUGUUUUGUAAAUAAACUACCAGAAACAAUUUGAGUUGCCACUUGUGGUUUCAUAAUUUAUAUAAGUACGAGUAUGUAUUUAAGAUAUGUAAUUAAUAGAAAAUUUGUAUUUGAAUAGAAAUAGAAAAUAUUGAGAAAUUUAGUGAUGUUACUUAAUAAGCCAAAAAGAAAAGAUAUGUAAAUACCUAUGCGUGUGUGCUACAUAAAUUACAUAUAGAUAAGCUAAGCAAACAUAUUAACUUCAAAUAUAAUAAAUAUAGAAUACAUACAUACAAUUAUUUUAAGAGAGUGAAUCUGAUUUUAUUUCUACCAACUGCGACUUUUGAACGCGGCGCUGAACUUUUGUUUCAUUUAGACGAACUGAAAAACUCUCGAAAUAUUUUCCUUUUUAUCACAAAACUGGCUCACAUUUUGUUUCUAUCCAACUUCAAGAAAGCACUUCGAUAUAUGUAUGUAUUUGAGAGUAACACAGAGAAGGUCAAAUCGAGUCGAAUUUCGACACAAAUUAAAUAUA